Solanum dulcamara is the source of this 1763-nucleotide messenger RNA. RefSeq names its product protein trichome birefringence-like 5. The transcript is spliced from 5 exons. Gene Ontology annotation, molecular function: O-acetyltransferase activity. Gene Ontology annotation, cellular component: Golgi apparatus. Bases 10 to 1482 code for a protein of 490 amino acids. The record is from RefSeq and is a predicted model, not a curated record. NCBI's taxonomy places the organism in Eukaryota, Viridiplantae, Streptophyta, Magnoliopsida, Solanales, Solanaceae.
UUCCUCCAUAUGGCACGUUAUACUAUUUUCCUUGUCCUUUUCUUUCUAAUUUCAAGUCUCUUCUUUUUUAGCAGAAGAGUUGUUGAACCCAAAAUCUCUUUUUACAGAGACGGCCUUUCUCAAACACCUAUACUCUUGCAAAAUCAGACACCCAUUUUGCCAAGAUCUGAUUUUUAUGAUAGUUUGGUUAAACCCAUUUCACCAGAGACAUCAAAGUCUCAAGGACUAGAGGAGAUACCCAUUUUGCCAAAAUCUGAUUUUGAUGUUAAUUUGGUUAAACCCAUUUUACCUGAGACUAACUCUAGUUCUAGUGAGACGCCAAAAUCUCAAGGACCCAUUUUGCCAAAAUCUGAUUUUGAUGAUAAUUUGGUUAAACCAGAGACCAACUCUAGUUCUAGUGAGACAUCAAAAUCUGAUACACCCAAAUCUAAUUUAGUUGAGAAAAACUCAAGACCAAAGUUGGUUGACUCAAGUUGUGAUCUUUUCAAGGGAAUUUGGGUGAGAGAUGAGAAUCACCCAAUUUAUAAGCCAGGUUCUUGCCCUUAUGUGGAUGAGGCUUUUGAUUGCCAGACUAAUGGUAGGCCCGACUCACAAUAUCUUAAAUGGAGAUGGAAGCCACAUGGAUGCCAUCUUCCAAGGUUUAGUCCAUCAGAUUUUUUGAAGAGAUUGAAAGGAAAGAGGUUGAUGCUGGUUGGGGACUCAAUGAACCGGAACCAAUUUGAAUCGCUCCUUUGCCUUCUUCGUGAAGGCCUCACUAAUAAGAGUAAAAUGUAUGAGAUCCAUGGGUAUAAGAUAACAAAAGGAAGAGGCUACUAUGUUUUCAAAUUUGAGGAUUAUAACUGCACAGUUGAAUUCGUGCGCUCACACUUCCUUGUUAGGGAAGGAGUACGUAUCAAUCCUCAAGGAAGCUCAAAUCCAACUCUGUCAAUAGAUCGCAUAGACAAAACAUCUAAUCGUUGGAAGGGAGCUGAUAUUCUUAUCUUCAAUACGGGGCAUUGGUGGACUCAUGGAAAGACUGCCAGGGGGAAAAACUAUUAUAAAGAAGGUGACCAUAUAUACCCUAAAUUCGAUGCUGUUGAAGCUUAUAGGAGAGCAUUGAAGACCUGGGCUAAGUGGAUUGACGAAAACAUGAGCCGUGAAAAGUUGAUUAUAUAUCGUGGGUACUCUUCAGCUCACUAUAGAGGCGGAGAUUGGGAUUCAGGUGGAAGUUGUAAUAAAGAGAGUGAACCUGUUUCGAGAGGAGCUAUCCUUGGAAACUAUCCUUUGAAAAUGAAGAUUGUGGAAGAGGUGAUUAAGGAAAUGCAGUUUCCAGUAGUCCUUUUAAACGUAACACAGUCAACAAAUUUCCGCAAGGAUGGGCACCCAUCAGUGUAUGGUAAGGUUGGUAAAAAAGGGAAGCAAGAUUGUAGCCAUUGGUGUCUACCGGGAGUCCCUGAUGCAUGGAAUGAGCUAAUCUAUGUCACUUUGGUGUUGCAACCAUGACCUGCUUUCUUGAAUACAAAAGAGGCUGAUGUGCAGCAAAUGUUUUUUUUACCUCUUCCCUAGGAGUUCCCACCUUUUUACUUCCGAACUCACAAUCUUAGAAUUGAAUAAGAUUUGAAAGUGAGGGGCAGCAAAUAUAAAAUUGUAAAAUGAGAUGAAUAUACGUUGCAUCAUUUCAGAUUUUGUACCAAAAAUAGGCAAUGUUAUUAUAUUGGAGGUUGAAAGAGAAAAAAACACAAUCAAAUAUAUACUAGUAUUGACUAAUUUCAACCCAAAACUUC